This is a messenger RNA of Sphenostylis stenocarpa, 1365 nucleotides long. The record is from the annotation of a GenBank genome assembly. Lineage: Eukaryota; Viridiplantae; Streptophyta; Magnoliopsida; Fabales; Fabaceae.
AUGUCUUCCUUAUCUCUCUGUGCCAACCUCUCCUCUUUACCAAUUUCCCUCACCAUUCGUUCUUCUUCAUCCAAAGAUACAGAUACUUCUUUGAAAAAGGACUGGAGGAAGAAGUCCAAACCUAUCCCUCCAGGUGGCACCUACCCAGCAAAGGAUCAUUGCAGUCGUUGUGGGCUGUGUGAUACAUAUUACAUUGCCCAUGUCAAGAAUGCAUGUGCUUUCUUGGGAGAUGGAAUGUCUAGGAUUGAAAGACUGGAACCUGUUGUUCAUGGUAGAGGAAGGAAAACUGAUAACUUGGAUGAGACCUACUUAGGGGUAUAUGAGGAACUUUUAUAUGCUCGGAAACUUCUCCCUGUUGAAGGAGCUCAAUGGACUGGUAUAGUAACAACCAUUGCUAUAGAAAUGCUUAAAUCAGGCAUGGUGGAGGCUGUCAUUUGUGUACAAAGUGAUCCCAAUGACAGAUUUGCUCCAAGACCUGUUUUAGCAAGGACACCUGAAGAAGUGUUGGCUGCUAAAGGUGUCAAGCCAACAUUGUCACCUAACCUCAAUACUCUAGCUCUUGUUGAGGCUGCUGGUCUCAAGCGUCUUCUUUUCUGUGGUGUAGGUUGCCAGGUGCAAGCAUUAAGAUCUGUGGAGCAUCACUUGAAUUUGGAUAAGCUCUAUGUUUUAGGCACAAAUUGUGUGGACAAUGGUACCAGGGAAGGGCUGGAUAAGUUUCUAAAAGCUGCGAGUGAAUCACCAGAAACUGUUCUACAUUAUGAGUUUAUGCAAGAUUACAAGGUUCACUUGAAGCAUUUGGAUGGUCAUAUAGAAGAGGUUCCUUAUUUCUGUCUGCCAGCAAAUGAUUUGGUUGAUGUCAUCGCCCCAUCUUGUUACAGCUGUUUUGACUAUACAAAUGCUUUAGCUGACAUGGUGGUUGGAUAUAUGGGCGUGCCAAAAUAUUCUGGAGUCAGCAUGCCACAACAUCCACAGUAUGUUACAGUCAGGAAUGAACGGGGAAGAGAGAUGUUGAGUCUGGUGGAGAACUUACUAGAGAUUACUCCAACAAUUAGUGCUGGGAAUAGGCGACCAUUUGUGAUGGAGACUGUUAAGGCUGAUGAUGAAGCUAAGUUAGGAAGAGGUCCUUCUCAACCUGCCCCAAAAUUUAUUGGAAAUCUGCUGGCUUUUAUACUAAACUUGAUCGGUCCAAAGGGUCUUGAAUUUGCACGUUAUUCACUGGAUUAUCAUACCAUUCGCAACUAUCUUCACGUGAAUCGUUUGUGGGGAAAGGAAAGGGCUGAUAGGCACAUGCCUACAUAUGCUAAGAAAAUUGUGGAAAUGUACAACCAAAAUGGUCAAAUUGAGAAGAUGCUUUCUGACAAGUGA